This is a messenger RNA of Mus caroli (Ryukyu mouse), 2063 nucleotides long. RefSeq names its product ARF like GTPase 2 binding protein (gene Arl2bp). NCBI's taxonomy places the organism in Eukaryota, Metazoa, Chordata, Mammalia, Rodentia, Muridae. Gene Ontology annotation, biological process: positive regulation of tyrosine phosphorylation of STAT protein; maintenance of protein location in nucleus. Gene Ontology annotation, cellular component: mitochondrial intermembrane space. The record is from RefSeq and is a predicted model, not a curated record.
GACGGGAGGCGGGGCUGCGAGCUCCGCCUGCCCUAACACACCGGCGGGGUGGCCCCGCGAGAGGCUGGCGGGCGCUGGGCCCAGCCAGGAGCUGCAGCCCUGUCCUCGCGCGAUCGCCGGGCGGGGCGUGGGUGCGGCCUUCUGCGGGCCCUAGAUGCGGUUGAGGCCGCGCGGGCCAGAGAGGAGCCCGGCCCGGCGGCGGGCGCGGUAGGAGGCGGCAGGGCCGCGGGCCCGGGCCGGUGACUGCGGCGCCCCUACGAUGGACGCCCUAGAAGAAGAGAGCUUCGCGCUGUCCUUCUCCUCCGCCUCUGAUGCAGAAUUUGAUGCUGUGGUUGGAUGUUUAGAGGACAUUAUUAUGGAUGAUGAGUUCCAGUUAUUGCAGAGAAACUUCAUGGACAAGUACUACCAGGAAUUUGAAGACACAGAAGAGAAUAAACUCACCUAUACACCCAUAUUUAAUGAAUAUAUCUCCCUGGUAGAGAAGUACAUUGAAGAACAGUUGCUGGAGCGUAUCCCAGGCUUCAACAUGGCGGCCUUCACAACCACACUGCAGCACCACAAAGAUGAGGUGGCUGGUGACAUCUUUGACAUGCUGCUUACAUUCACGGAUUUUCUGGCUUUCAAGGAGAUGUUCCUGGACUACAGAGCAGAAAAGGAAGGCCGAGGACUGGACUUAAGCAGCGGCUUGGUUGUGACUUCUCUGUGUAAGUCAUCUUCUACGCCAGCUUCCCAGAACAACCUGCGGCACUAGGUCCCACCUUCACACAACCGGUGUGAUUGACAUGAGUUCACCAGACCAGCAGGCUCCGAGAAACAUGGGCUAAUGAUGACAGGUGUAUCCUGCAAAGACCCACUGUGCCACAGCCCUUUGUUCAUGUGAAGUAUUGAUGAGUCCUGGAAAAUACGACUGACCUUGCUGGCCCUUGUCCAGAAACUCCUUCCCUUAGUCCGUUACCCUCAUGUUCCCUGCUCCAGGUGCUUCUGAGUGGCUCCUCAGGCACAGGCCUGGGUUGGCCACCUCACCUGGGGGCUAUCCUCCAGCAACAUGGUAGUGUAGUGUGUCAACAGUGUGGACACCACACUGUUAUGAGCCCUUCAUCCCGCAGGCUUUAGUGAGUAUUUGUUCUCCCAGUUUUCACCUGGGUCCCUUCAGGCCUCAGCCUCAAUGGGGCUUUUGUUUGGGCAUGUUGAUCUAGGGAGUUACAGACCAGCUGUCUGCCCUGGUUUCUGAAUCUCCUGCGAUUACAGCUUGACUGGCUGUGGGGAUCCACUGAGAGAGCUGCCCUUUACCCACAUGUGAAGAUAAACUCCCAACCUUACAUUAGCAAUCCUUUCACCAGUGAGUCCUGCUGGUCUUGAUGUAGCCCUACUGUUCUCUAUGACUCUAAGCAUUAUUUUUAAGAAACUUAUUUUUAUAGAUGAAAACUCAGGCUAACCUAGUGAGUAUGAUCUUGGGAUGCCCAUGAUCAACCACUUAAAGAUCAAAGUAUUAUAUGCUGUGUGCUUUGUAGCUGUGAGUGUUGCGAGUGCAAAUGUGCUUUCCGAUGGGUUCUCCUUGCUGGGCACCAGAACAAACAGGCUGUGUGUUAGAAGUGGAGCNUGGCUCUGUCAGGGCAGCAUGCGAGGUGUGCUUGUGCAUGCGAGGUGUGCAGUCCUUCGUGUAGGCCAGUGAGCUGGGGUGGGGGUUAUUGGGGGGUAGGGACUCUGCUGUUUGUUUUCAUACAAUCUCUCCUGCUAAGUUGAUGCUCCCCUGAUCCAGCUCAGCCUGGGGGUGGGGGUGGGUGGCAGGACACAGAUUUCUGGUCCUCUGUCAUCUUUGGUGGACUGCCACCAAACAGAAAGCAUGUGUAUCACAUCUCUAGGAAGAAGAAGAAAACAGUUCAAGUCCUAAUGCAUACUUGUGACUUUAACUUUUAUAGUAAACAGACUCCGUGCUGACUUUCCAUGUGACCAUUUGACUUUAAGGGAUAUAGGCUAAGCUCCGUGGUUUUUUUCUGUAGCUGUGUGUCACUUAGUACUUUUGUAAAAUGAGUAAAAUUUGAGGUGUUUGGCAAGAAUAAUCA